UACUGAGACCUGUAUUGUUUUUAAUUUAAUCGUUUGAUAAGACCACGUCUAUUUAACUAAGUUAACUACUUAUUAUCUUAUACUGUUUGAUGAUAUAUAGUGCCAAUUUUUGUAUAAUGUCUGAUGUGUUUAAGAGUGUUUUUGAUGAUGAUCCCAUUGGUAUCGACUUGGGAACAACGUUUUCAUGUAUAGCAGUUUAUGGAAACGGCAAAGCAGAAAUUAUUCCUGACAAAAAUGGCGACAGGCUUGUACCAUCUGUAGUUUUUUAUGAUCCUGAGAAUAGAGAUAGAAUAUUGGUGGGCAAAGCUGCUGAAGACGAGGGCCCGAGGUGCAUUGGAAACUGCAUAAGAGAUUCAAAACGCAUUAUUGGUCGAAAAUGUGAUGACUGUUUCGUUCAAGAAUACAUUUCCAGAAAAUAUGUUCAAUACAAACUGGAAAAGGGACUUUAUGAGAAGACUGCCUUUAAGAUUAAAAUUAAUAACAAAAGCGUCACAAAAACCCCAGAAGAAGUUAGUGCUGAAAUAUUAAAGCAUCUUAAAGAAAUGGCAGAAUCUUUUUUAGGCAAAAAAAUUUUUAAAGUAGUAAUAUCGAUACCUGCAAACUUUAGCAACGCCCAAAAAAAAGCUACACAAAAAGCUGUGGACUUGGCAGGAUUAAGCUUAAUACGAUUUAUUUCAGAACCGUCAGCAGCAGGUGUACAUUAUUUUGGCAAUAUAUACCGGGUGUCCCAAUAAGAAUGGCUCUCGGCCAUAUCUCAGGAACCUUUUAUAGUAGAGCUUUGAAAUAAAAAAU
Diabrotica virgifera virgifera (western corn rootworm) is the source of this 792-nucleotide messenger RNA. RefSeq lists its product as uncharacterized. The transcript has 3 exons. Lineage: Eukaryota; Metazoa; Arthropoda; Insecta; Coleoptera; Chrysomelidae. Gene Ontology annotation, cellular component: cytoplasm. Bases 90 to 734 code for a protein of 214 amino acids. Gene Ontology annotation, biological process: cellular response to unfolded protein; protein refolding. Gene Ontology annotation, molecular function: ATP-dependent protein folding chaperone; misfolded protein binding; ATP binding. The record is from RefSeq and is a predicted model, not a curated record.